CUCUCUCCUAAUAUUUUACCAGCCGAACGAAUUAGAGAGUUAAAUGUAGUCGCGACUUCGGCUUCACUCGAAUCAGCGUCUGCAGUCACCUUCGCCUCUCCAGUCCCUAGUUCAACUUCCAGCUCUGGCUUCGGAUCCGGGUCAGGUUCUGGCUCUCUUUUGCCUUCAGAGUCGGAGUCGCCUGCAUGUCCAUCUAUCCAUGUCGGUCAUUCCGCUGCCUCCGCUAUUACUCAUACUACCAUUCAUAAUGCAAUAAAUUCACACUCAGGAAGUAAUGAUGGCUUUCAUUCAUGGCCCAACGGAGCUACUUCCAACAUUACUUCGGAACAUUUCCAGCAGAAGUCGCACUUGACUUCAUUACCAUUCUCUGCAACUCCAGGUACUUCCCACUUGCCCCAGUAUCGGUCGCCUGACUUGACCAUCCUUCGUGAAAAUUGCUACUCUCCCUCUGAACCUGACCCUGGCUCCGGUUCGCCCACUACAAUCAGGAAUACCAAAUGGGCCUGUUCACCGCCAAGUUCACUUAUUUCUCCUUCUGGUUCGCCUAAACGACAGCAGCUACCAAGACGAGGCUUGGUACGCUGUUUUAGAGAAAAGCGAGCUGAGCUGCAUGAAACUAGGGUUAGAUCAAAGCCUAUUGUUGAACAGGUAGUUAUAUAUAUAGCUUGA
Molecule: messenger RNA, 669 nt
Organism: Protopolystoma xenopodis
Lineage: Eukaryota; Metazoa; Platyhelminthes; Monogenea; Polystomatidea; Polystomatidae
Source: the annotation of a GenBank genome assembly